Molecule: messenger RNA, 2276 nt
Organism: Pseudopodoces humilis (Tibetan ground-tit)
Lineage: Eukaryota; Metazoa; Chordata; Aves; Passeriformes; Paridae
Gene: MOGAT1
Product: monoacylglycerol O-acyltransferase 1
Biological process (GO): triglyceride biosynthetic process; diacylglycerol biosynthetic process
Cellular component (GO): endoplasmic reticulum membrane
Molecular function (GO): diacylglycerol O-acyltransferase activity
Source: RefSeq, a predicted model, not a curated record
UAAACCACUGAACGCUCCUCUCCGGCCAAGAAGUUCUUAAAUCUGCUUCCUGAGCCGAGAACGAAGAGCUGAAUAACCCCACGCUAUUCACUGCUCGCUUUGCCUGCUCUCCCCUUUUCUCUCUCCUUCUUCGUUUAACCAGAUCCUGAAACAUACAGUGACACUCCAACCAGAAACCGCCAUGCGGAGACGCGUGGUUGCAAUUUCCCGAGCAGAGUUUUGCUGUGGAUUCUUUGUGAUCCUGAUUCUGGGCAACUUCUGGUUCCUUGCUGUUCUGUACCUGCUGUGGCUUUACCUCGACUGGGAAACACCAUGUGCUGGGGGCAGACGGUCCCAGUGGGUCAGAAGCUGGACUGUCUGGAAGUACUUCAGAGAAUACUUUCCCAUUCAUCUUAUAAAAACUUCAGAACUGAACCCAAAUCACAACUACUUACUUGGCUUUCACCCACAUGGGGUCCUGGUAGCUGGAGCCUUUGGAAACUUUUGCACCGAAUCUCAUUUCAAAAAUUUAUUUCCUGGGCUUACUCCAUAUCUUCAUAUCAUGCCCAUCUGGUUUGGCUGUCCCUUCUUCAGAGAAUACAUAAUGUGUGCUGGAAUGGUUUCUGCAUCCAAGGAAAGUGUCUCACAUGUGCUGAACAAUGAAGGAGGUGGCCAUGCAUCCGUCAUUGUGAUUGGAGGAGCAGAGGAAUCUCUGAAUGCACAUCCUGGAAGCCUGACCUUGAACAUCCUCAAGAGGAAAGGCUUUAUUAAAAUGGCCCUGAAACAUGGGGCUCAUCUGGUCCCGGUGUUUUCCUUUGGUGAAAAUGAACUAUUCAAGCAAGUUGCAAACCCCAAAGGUUCAUGGCUCAGGAAUGUACAGGAGAAGCUGCAAAAGAUAAUGGGCUUUGCUUUACCACUAUUUCAUGCUAGAGGAGUAUUCCAGUACAGUUUUGGCUUAAUACCUUACAGGCAACCUAUUCAUACUGUUGUGGGAAGCCCCAUCCCUGUAAAACAGAACUUGAACCCCACCACUGAAGAGAUUGAUCAGCUACAUGCAUUGUAUCUACAGAAACUAAAGAAAUUAUUUGAAGAACACAAAAGCAAUUAUGGCAUCCCUGCACAUAAGUCUCUCAUCUUCGAGUAGCAAAUUACAAUUUGUAAUUCCGAAUCUCAUGCAAAGAAACAGUAUCUGCUGAAAGAUGUCUUUCUUGCAAUCCACAUUUAGCAAUCUGUAAUUAUCCUUGUAUAAGGAAUACUUUUAAGAAUGGAUUAUUAGAUGAUUUAUUGAUUUUUAUCUUAUUCUUGGGCAGUGGGGGGAGGGAUCAUUGGGAUGUAAGCCUCGAAGCCAGUGCUAUUUUGAGUUGUCCUUUUAGGUUCAUGUGUGCCAGAAAUACGAGUGAGAGACUCCACACAGAUGUUCUCACCACCAUGGUACCUACCCACAGCUUGAGCAUAGGAAAUUGCCCCAGCAGGAGAUCAGCAGCAGAAGUAUAAACCCAAGAAGCCUUUGGUUAGAGGUUGAGAGAUUUACCAGCAUUUAUCAAACAUGAUAUCAGAUUGUUCUCUGAACGUCAGAAACCCCUGCUGCUUUUCCACAGGAAUGAAGGUGUAUGAUUUCAGCAGAUGGCUACUGUAAACCACUUACAUGAGAAUUCAAGAAUAAAUAGGAGCCUUCAGCCCUGAAUAGGAUACUGGAAAAAAUGGUUUGUCCAAGUCAUGGAGCAGAGCAAACCUUCUGUUUGGAGAGCAGUGUGUUGAGAUUUUUGUGUGUAUGUGUGUGCUGGGUGGUGGGAAGCACUGAAUGAUGUGACUUUUCUGGACAAUCUGUGCUUUGGAUCAUAAGUUUGGAAGAUGAAGCAGCUUUGGUAGUUUCAGCUUCAGAAGAGAUGGCAGGCACAGAACAGGAAAAGUGAGGGAAUCAUGUGAACUCUUCAUCCUGUACAAAUUAAAAAUGAUCCUAUGUCAAGCACUUGCGCAGAAGGAAAGGGAGCCAAAUUUGUUCAGUCAGUUCUGAAAUUUCACCAAGGAAAGUGUACUUGAUAAUGCCUUUUUUUCCCCCACUGACAGAUGUGGGGAAGUGUGUGUUAAGCUGGUGCUGCAGGGUGACACAGCUGCAGUGCCGAGGCAGUGUGAGCAUAGCUCUAGGGUGCAGCAGGUUAAGAGGAUGCAUUGUAUAUAAACCAGGUGCCUGAAUUUGAGAAAAGGUCUAUCCUAAAUGUGGAUAUCCACUUCAGAAAAGAAAAGAAAAAAAUCUUAGCCAAACUAUUUUUCAGUGAAAAUGCCUAGGUCUUGGAGAG